This is a messenger RNA of Malassezia vespertilionis, 2166 nucleotides long. RefSeq lists its product as uncharacterized. The record is from RefSeq and is a predicted model, not a curated record. Gene Ontology annotation, molecular function: protein binding. NCBI's taxonomy places the organism in Eukaryota, Fungi, Basidiomycota, Malasseziomycetes, Malasseziales, Malasseziaceae. The coding region runs from base 1 to 2166 and encodes 721 amino acids. The transcript has a single exon.
AUGGUGGUACGGCGCCAUGAGCCGCGUGCGCUCGGGAGCACGAUCCAGGACGCGGCGGUAAUCAAUGUGAUGGAGCCUAUGGGAAGCAUGAGUCUAAGUCCGUCGAACAACCAAGUUGCGCUCGGCGCCAAGAACGGGCUGUUUGUGCUGGACCUCGACAAUCCGUACGCUCUUCCGCGGUUCUUUGCGCAUCGCACGACAGGGGAAGUGGCCGAUAUUCAGUGGAAUCCUCACGAUGUACGAAAGGAAUGGGUCGCAAGCACAUCCAACCAAAAACUUAUCAUUUGGAACCUGAACCGCAGCGAGUCGACGAGUGCGGCUGUACGACCCGACAUGCUCGCGCCCAAAGGCCGGACGCGCACCCGCGAUGCGGGCGUCUCGCCACGAGCAGUCCGCAUCAACCAGUUUGCAUCCACGCCGACACACUCCAAGACACAGCCCGGCAGCGCCGUAGAGCACAUUCUCGAGCGGCACAGCCGCGCGAUUACCGAUAUCAACUGGUCGCCCUUGCACCCCGCUAUUGUCGCGAGUUGCAGCAUGGAUACCUGGGCAUGGGUAUGGGAUCUGCGCGCUUCGCAUCGCCGCGCGAAGCCUGCACAAGGGUACAGUGCGUGGAACGCCAGCAUGACGCAGAUCAAGUGGAACAGGGUGACGCCCCACCGCAUCGCAGCCUCGUGUGACAACAAAGUCUUGAUUUGGGACGACCGGUUUGGCGCGCUGCCUUUGGCUACGAUUGAGGCGCAUCGGAGCAAAAUAUACGGGCUGCAAUGGAGUCCAAACGUGACACACGGGCGGGAUCAGCUGCUUACCUGCUCCUUGGACGGCACUAUCAAGCAUUGGGACAUCGGCACAGACGUAUCGCGCACCGCAUCGUCGCAGCGCGAAAUGAUCAGUGUUCCCCAAUCGACGAUCCUUACACACGACCCCGUAUGGCGCGCCAAGUACCUGCCUUUUGGCGACGGUGUCAUGUCCGUUGCACAGCGCGGCGACACGGCGCCGAGCUUGUGGGCGCACCGCGCAAGUGCCGCGCCUGCAAAGCAUUUUGUAGGCCACACGGACAUUGUGCGCGAGUUUCUCUUCCGCACGCGCCGCGGCACAAGUACGGUCGAGGACGACCGCGAGUUUCAGCUGCUGACGUGGAGCAAAGACCAAACGCUGCGCAUGUGGCCGAUCGGCACAGAUGUGCUGGAGGCGGUGGGCCACUGCAAAGGCGCGCCUAUUCCGUUUGAAAAGCACGCCGUGCUGCGCAAAGAUGCCAAGAGCAGCGCGCUUGGCAUCACCAAGCCUGCGCUGCACCAAGACUCGGCUUCGAUAGUGAUCCAGUCGCCAGAGGACGCGCUUGGCUUUGACGCAGCCGGCGCACUGCUCCCACGCUCGCUCGGCGCUUCGUUGGUCACGUCGAGUGCCGAGGAAGUGGGGCCGCGGAUGCGGUACCAAGAGUACCACGCGCACACUGGCUUCCACGACCCUGUAAAUUGGAUGGCACGCGUGCGUAUCGAGCGCGGAAACGAAGGCGGAGACGAGGCGGCACCGCCCAGCACCGCACAGGUAGAUUGUGUCGUGCUUCCGGACGAGAUUAUGCGUGUGGGCGACCGAUUUCCCCAUGUUUUCGAGAUGAUCGACGUCGUACACCGCCGCUGUACCAUUGCCGUGCACGGGCCGUGGGCAGAGCAUGGGCAGUCCACGGCCUACGUACGCGUUGUACUCACAUUUCCGUCCGCAUACCCCAAUAAGCCGCCGUCUGUCGAGGUAGAGCGCAAUCCGACCAUCCCUCUCAAGACACGCGCAGAGCUGCAGAGUGCAUUGGUCGAUGUUGUCGAGGAGAAGAGUGUGAUGCAGGCGUGCUGUAUUGAGGCGUGCCUCGACGCACUGGUCGCGCACGGUGCCGUGCUGCAGAGUACAGGCGUCACGAACGACACUGCUGCAGAAACGAAUGCACAAGACGCGCUGCCAAUGGCGCCACAGAACAACAACCGCUUCCUGCACUCCUACCAGGCGGUGGCAGACGCCGUUGUGCGCCUCACAUUGCGCGCGUCCGACACGUCCAAUGCACAGCUGCUCGAGUCGGAUGUUGUGCAGCUGCUCAGUACCAACGUGCUGAACCGCGCGAUGCGCUCGGCAACGACGGAUCGCUCGCAAGGGCCGCGCGCGCGGCGGAAAAAGUAG